Molecule: messenger RNA, 4420 nt
Organism: Nelumbo nucifera (sacred lotus)
Lineage: Eukaryota; Viridiplantae; Streptophyta; Magnoliopsida; Proteales; Nelumbonaceae
Molecular function (GO): protein binding
Source: RefSeq, a predicted model, not a curated record
UAUUCGAGAUCGGCUUCCAUCAGGGCAAACUUGUGCCCACACCGAUCUAACACUUUUAUUGGAAAUAUUUCUCCAUAAAAUAAAAUACAGAUAUUUUCAACACAAGACAAUAAAAAUGGUUAGAAUGAACUUUGCCCUAAUUGAAGCCGAACUCUUUCAGAUACACAUACAUAUGUCAGGCGCGUGCGCGCACAUGCUAUACUUGGUGUCGGAGCGAGUUGGCAAUUAAUCUGCUUCCUUCCUUCACUCUUCGCCUCUAACUUCUCCAUCACAAUUCACAACACAACUCACUCUGCUCAUAACGCUUCGAAUUGAAUUCGAAAUCGGCAAGUCCCUUACGCUUACGAGAGUUCGGAUCUGCUAGUGCUUACUACAAAACGCUGAUCGCAAUGUAUGGCCGCAUAUCAGGAAUAUCACUCCAUCAAUGAUAAAUUCGAGAUGUUCCCGUUCCCGUUCCCGAUAUGCAGUUGUGAGAUCCGGACUCCGUUUACGAGCAUUUUACUACCAGCGUUGAGUCUUCUUUACAUUCUUAAAAGCAAGUAGCUUUUUAAUUGCAAAAUUUCCCCGUUCCGUUCCGUUCCGUGAGAAUUUAGAAAAAAGUAUGGGUGAAAACACAAAAACGUGGAAAAUGACGUAAGCACAGGUAGCAGCCUAGUGGACAGUCACGCAAGCACUCCUGGGCAACGGGCAGCUUCAAACGCCGUCAUUCCCGACUAAUUUACGCCGUCGCCGGUUCUCACGGAGAAACAAUCAUUCGCUUCUUUCGAACGGUCCGAACCUAAGCCUCGGUACUGGAAUCAUAGGCUCGGGCACGGGCUUGGGAGCAAAAGUGACUCGAAAAAAGCCAAGCGAAAGAAGAGAAAAAAAAAUGGCGUAAAGAGGAGAGAGAGAGAGAGGGAAUCGGAGGCUCGGGUGGGAAAAGAUGGGUAAGAUCGCCAGGAAGAAGAAAGGCCGACCGUCAAAGGCGGAUCUCGCCCGAUGCGACGGUCUUCGCCGGAAUCCGCUGUCUGAACAGCCUUCGGAAACUGACCUACGCCGCAGCCUACGCCGCCGGAAUCUGACGUACCAUGGCGACUUCGACGACGAGGAUGAGGAAGAUGACGACGAGGACGAGAGGAGAGAGAAGAAACUGAAGUUGGUAUUGAAGCUCCCUCAUAAAGCUGGUUUUGGUGGUGUUGACUCGUCUGAGAGUCUAAGUCGAGCAGAUGCGAAAAACGUGGCCCACGCGUCUGCUCCGGAAUCUCGUGCGGAGGCUGCUGCAGCUGCUCUGUCUGCUUCCUCCUCGGAAUACGGAGACGGUAAUAAGCCCUUUAAGAAGAGGAGAAUCGACGGCGAUAAUGGCCCUUACGACGGCGGUGACGGCGAUGACGACGAGGAUGACGACGAUGCUCGGUCUAUUGGAUCUAGUGACCAAAAGAAGGGAAGAGGGAGAAAUGCGGUUUCGAAAGGGACCGGCUCUGUUCCAGGCACACCGUCUACUUCCCCGUUGGACACUCCAUUGCCGGAUAAGAAAUUGUUGGAGUUGAUUCUCGAUAAACUUCAGAAGAAAGACACCUAUGGUGUUUAUGCAGAGCCUGUUGAUCCAGAAGAGCUUCCUGACUAUCACGAUGUGAUUGAGCAUCCAAUGGAUUUUGGCACCAUAAGGAAGAAGCUGGCUAGCGGGGCAUAUUCUAACUUUGAACAAUUUGAAAGCGAUGUUUUCCUAGUUUGUACAAAUGCAAUGCAGUACAAUGCCCCAGAAACCAUAUACUUUAAACAGGCACGAUCCAUACAAGAAUUGGCUAGAAAGAAAUUCCAGAAGUUAGUGAUCGAUAUUGAAUGCAACAAUACAGAGCUCAAGUCAGAGCAGAAAAUCAAAUCAAACUCUACAGUGAAGAAGCCAAUAAAGAAGUCCUUGUGCAGGAAUGCUCAGGAACCUGUUGGUUCCGAUUUCUCCUCUGGUGCCACUCUUGCCACCACAGGCGAUGCCUAUACCUGGUCAAAUGUGAUGCAAGCUGAUAGACCUAACAAUGUUGAUGGGGCAGGAGAUGGCAAUUCCUCUCUGACUGAUAAUAAACCAGAGAAGGCAGAGGAGCAAGUUUCAGGGAAGGGGUUCCCAUCUAAAUUUGGGAGGAAGCCCUUUGUGCUUGAUGAGAACCGUCGUGCAACUUACAACACUUCUAUUCAACCUGUGGACAUGACUGAUUCAAUCUUUGCAACUUUUGAUGGUGAAAACAAGCAGCUGGUUGCUGUUGGAUUUCAUGCUGACCAUUCCUAUGCAAGAAGCCUGGCACGUUUUGCUGCGACUCUUGGAACUGUUGCUUGGAAAGUUGCCUCUCAGAAAAUUGAGAAGGCUUUGCCUGUGGGAUCUAAAUUUGGCCGUGGGUGGGUUGGAGAAUAUGAACCACUUCCAACACCUGUUCUAAUGUUUGAAAAAAAUAAUAUGAAACAGCUGGCUUGCAGUACAAAUCUGAACUGUAAACCUGAAUUGAGAAAAGAUAUCAGGGUUACCGAGGGGUUAAAGGUUGCACAAGAUGAGGCUAAAUUGGGUUUCAAAUCUUCAAACUCAUCUGGCAUAGCAGCUUCUAGUAAGAUCGCAGAUUCUGCAAUAGUGCAUAGUAGGCCUAAUUUAAAUGGGAAGUUUUUUGGUGGUGUCGGAACUAAAUCCAUCAUCAAUUCUGUGUCUCAGCAGCAGAAUCCAUUAACUGCAAAUUUUGUCAAAUCUGAUAAUAAUGUUCUGCCCCAAGUUGAGUUGAAUUGCUCAACCUCAGUCAAUGGGAGCCCCAUUGAGGUUGCUUCAAGAACGCAGUUUGAGUAUGGUUCAGAAAUGACGAGUUCAAGGUUGUUGGAGAUGCUGUCAAGGAACAGGAAUCUUAUACAAUCUGUAGCCUUUAAGAAGACAGAAUCUGACGGGGCUGCUGCUGGAAGUUUGCCCAAUGGGAAGGUUGUAACUAGCAGCUCUGACAUUAAUAAAGUAAUCAGUUCAUCCUCUAAUUAUGUUUCUAGCCAAAUGGCCAGAGCAGCAACUUACUUUCCUCGUGGAAAUCAAGAACAGGGUCUUAGUGACCCAGUUCAGUUGAUGAGGAUGUUAUCUGAGAAGACACAAAGCCAGCAGAAAUCUUCAAUAUGCCCUGUGGUUGAUGGUCCACCAGCGAUGUCAUCUGUUUCAUCCUCAAGAAGAGAUGAUUCAAGCACUGCUGCAACUAGUGCUGCCCGGUCAUGGAUGUCCGUUGGGUCUGCAGACUUUAAACCAACGGACAGUUUAGGCUCACCCAAAAUGCAGAUUGCUGCUGCUUCUCUGUACAACCCCGCACGGGAGCUCCCUCAACCCGUUUCACGAUUUUGUGAAGAACCUCCUGUUUCUGGUGGGCUGCAAAUGCAGUCUGAGAAGAGUAGGUUUCCCUCGCAGUCAUUCCUUCCACAAUCCAUCCGUAUGGCCAAUGAAGAACAGUAUCAAAAUAAUAGACAAAUUCUUCCUCAACUAGUAACAACUGACUUAGCAAGGUUUCAGGCACAGUCUCCUUGGCGAGGUCUUGUUCCACAUGGCCAACCAAAGCAGAAACAGGAAAUGCUUCCUCCGGAUUUGAACAUUAGUUUUCAGUCAUCAGGGUCUCCAGUGAGGCAGUCCUCAGGCAUCAUGGUUGAUUCCCAACAACCUGACCUGGCUUUACAACUCUGAAUAUGAAUGGGUAUCCGAGAAGAACACAAAUGAGAACUGAGAUAGGUGCAGUGGCGGGACUUGAUUCCUAUUGUAUUGUAUUGUUAGCAGGCACUGAUGGAUUCUGCUUUCCCAGGAAGGAAUUCUCUUCCUUCAUCAGAGUUUUGCCACAUGAGAGAAUGGCGCAGAUUGAAUUUAUCUAAAUGGAUUCCAGUUACCACAAAUCCACAAUUAAAUUAGUGUCAAGGAUGGAAUACAUUUCAUUUUCCAUCUUCAAUUGGAUCCUAUAGGCAUUUUUUUUUGUUCAGGCCCAGAGUUUCCCAUGAAAAGAAGGAUCUGAAGAGUUAAAAAGAGUUUUGAGUAGGCAAUGUGCUUUGAUCAGGACAUCCAAGACCCAAGGAUAUUUUUAGCAGAUUCAUCUGGGCUAAGUUGAUUUCUAAUUCUUCCCUUUUUGACUGAGGAUUUUGGCUUGCAGCGGGACAUACAUGUAUAAUCUCACACAUAUAUGAACAGGCAACUUACAAACCUUUGGCCAAGUUCACAGGGUAGCCUAGUGGAAAAGAAUAUGUUAUUAUUAGUCAGUCUUAUAAGUUCAUCAGCGGGUAUUAUACAGGAGAGGCCCACUGGGGAUGUUUUGUACAUUGAUUACAAAGAGGAGGAUUAACUGUUUAGACUUUGCUUCAUUCCUUUUUAUAUGCAUCUACUACUAUUGGUAUGUACAACAAUGUGACUCAAAUUUCUAAAAUGGAAGGGUUCUCUACUCAUCGCAUCUUUGCUGUUCAA